Misgurnus anguillicaudatus (oriental weatherfish) is the source of this 7540-nucleotide messenger RNA. Lineage: Eukaryota; Metazoa; Chordata; Actinopteri; Cypriniformes; Cobitidae. The record is from RefSeq and is a predicted model, not a curated record.
AUUUUUAUAUUAUAAAUGUUGUAGUUGUGGUAGGGGCAAGCUCAUUGCUAUUUUCAUUCGCUUUUCCACAGAUAUGGGGGUAACGUUAUUGUAUGUAGGCUAUGUUUGAUAAAGUGCGUUUCAUAUUUAAUCCAGAACGAGGAUCGUAAGUGGUUUCGGAAGCGCGUUGUCACAGUAACACAAUUUCAGCGUAGUAGUGCGCUUAGCUAUGUGGUGAGCUAAGGUAAUUUAUUUUUUAUAUAAAUUGCUUGUUAUCAGACAUAAUCUACUCUCAGUUGACUAUUUUGUCAAUAAUUAUAUGCGAAGUCUACCGGAAGUUUAAAAGUAGUUCGGAUCACAAAAGCCUGUUUAUGGCCGUUUCUGCCUGCAGCCUUCGGAGGCCGCAUUUGUUAGUGUUUGGAGUCGUAUUUGUAAGCUGCAUACGUCAUUAUGACUGUCUUAUUAUAAAGUUGACUAUUAUUAACUGUAAACUGUUGUAAUAUGCUUAUGACUUGCGAACGUAAUGCUCAGUUAACUUAAACAAACAAGGCUUGAUGACGUAUACAGCCUGCAUAUGCGACCUCCGCAGGCUGCAACCUUCGGAUUGAGAAACGGCCUAUGUAUGUUGUUGCUGAAACGAAACCAUCCCGUUAGCACACUUGUAAUUCCGGUCCGGAGGUAAACAUAAUAUUCACUACAUGUACAAAAGGCCACACUUUAAUGACAAUGGCGCCCUCUGCUGGACAUUUUAUGUUACUUAACAUGUGUUCUAAUAUGUGUUAACCACAUGACUUAAACUCGUCAUUUCAUUGGUAGACGUUAACUAAACUAUAUCGUUCAUGUUCGGACAUGUCUAAAAGCUAGAAAGUUCGCACAAGUUGUUGUCUAUCGUGGUUGGCUGCUAUCUGGUCCAUUCCUAACAGUUGUUAAUAUUGUGUGCGUACAUUUAAAAAAACCACACACAUAUAUACUCAUCUGUACCUAUUGGAAUUGGAAAAAGUAAAGUUGUUUAAUAAGGACAUGGACCGAGUGAUUUAUUGUUCUGUCUGAACAUUCUGCAGCGGUUGCCAUACAAUUUAAACGGCACCUUUUCAAUUUCAUACAAUUUUGGUCCUUCGAGCCGGAUCCAGGCAACUACUGCAGCAUCACCAUGUCCCAAUCGGAAAGACAAUCUAUGCCAGAUCAACCAGUGGUUCGACCACGUCGACAGGUCAUCAAACCAAGAUACCUAGAUGACUUCUAUGUUGAUUAUACAAUGCAACGUCAACCACUUCAUUCUCAUAAUGAACAGCCAAUGCCAUGUGCCACUGGACGUGCAUCUGAUAAAGAGCGUGUGCCUGUACAAAAUACUGAAAGUAGACCAGUACCAACACAGGAGAUGAUCACUGGAUCAAGUGGAAGGAGUUCAUUUGUGGAUGCAUUUCAAGGUUCACCGCCAUCACAGUCUCAGAUUUCUCCAAAACCUAAUGAGGAACAGAGAAGUAGCUCCACAAGCCCACAUACAGCAGCCAGAGAGAGCAGGCCAUUACUGCCCCGAGAUCACAAGGAUCUUUCUCAGCCCAUUGGGGCACUGCAUGUGGAUUCAAGGAGAGACCCUCAGCAUUCUCAUUCAGUCAGCCAUAAAGAGAUUGAUUAUCUCACUGACAAUUUAAGAGGACUGAGACCAUUAAGCUCUGCAGCCCAGUUAACUCCACAGCCUUUCUUCCCACAUGAACGAUCCCAUUCUCAGCUACGGAUUAACACCAUGGAUAUGAACAGACCUUGUGCUUACUACAACAUGGACGACCGAAAAUCUGACUACCCAAGAGCUGAUGAAAGGAAUUACAGUCAAACACCGGCAGCUGUUCGAUUCAUGCCUCGAGACUUUGAUUCAGCACUACCAGCUCAUUAUAGCGGCUACACAGAAGAUAGUAUGCAUCGCCGACCAGGCAGCUGCUUUCCGCCUACUGAAUCACAAGGUUAUCAGCAGCCUUAUGUUCAUUCAGCUACAUACCCAAUUUCGCAGGAAGAAAGAUCAAUGCCAAGAGACAUUCCAUUUCACCCUGCAGGCUAUGAUAGACACCCAGGCUAUGAUCAAUCAACUCCGAUUCAUGCAGAUAUACCAGUAUUUCCAAAAUUACAGCCGUCUGCAGAAUCUACACGAACCGAGCCAUACCAGCCAUAUCAUCUAGAGCAUCCUCAUUCAUCCCCAUACCAUCAUGGAGAGCCCUCCUACCGAGGCCCAGUUCCCACCAUCCCUAAUUUCUGUCGUGAAGACCCCAGAGAAUUUGCACGUCUUAAAAUUGCACUGGAGAACGUGUUACCUGCUGAGGCUACAGAACGCUUCAAAUUCCAAAUAUUGGUUGAUCACCUGAAACAUGAGAAUGCUCUGCUCAUCGCGGACUCGUAUGUAAACAGCAGGUACCCAUACACCAGUACUAUGAGAUCGUUAACUGCACUUUAUGGACAACCACAUCAACUUGCUCUGCAAAGAAUCGCAGAAUUGAUGGAUGGCCCUACAAUCAAGAGCGGUGACAUUAGAUCUUUCAGACUAUUCGCCCUCAAAGUACGUGCAUUGGUAGGAAUGCUGGACCAACUUGGAGCUAAAGGCUGGACAGAACUUAAAUGUGGGUCACACGUUUCACGACUUCUUGCAAAACUGCCUCAUGACUUAAGAGCAAACUUCAGACGGUUUACUAACCCCAUUCAAAUACCUAUUCCAACUCUACUGGAUCUCAGUGACUGGCUUGAAUAUGAGCUCAGGAUUCAAGAGGAUGAAUCACAGUACACUAGUACUCCGAACAGAACCUACUCUCAGCCACAUAGAGAACAGCAGAGAAACCCGAAACCAGCUCAACGAUUUGCUACAGUUUUACAUGGUAGUGAACACAUUAAACCCUUAAAAGAUGUAGCAAGCAAGAAGGAGAAACCAAAAAAGUACUGUCCCUUUUGCAACACUGUUCAGCACUAUUUCAAUCAGUGUGCUAACUUCAAACUGCUGAACCAAGAUCAAGUGGAGUGUUGGCUGAAGUCAAAUCAGAAGUGCUUUAAGUGCGGACGUGACCAUCGAAUCUCAGAAUGUAAUCUUAAAGCCAAAUGCAAAAAAUGUGACAAGAUACAUUUAGACAUACUGCAUGACUUCCACAACAAAGUGAAACCUGACAUCCCAACUUCAACUGAGAACAGCUGUCUUGUAAGCUCUGAAGUGGAGACACUGUACCUUGACAGACCAGUCGCAAGCAGUAAAGUGCUCUUGAAAGUCACACGAGUAAUCCUAAGAAACGGGGAGAAAGAACUUGAUACGUAUGCCAUACUCGACGACGGGUCAGAAAGGACAAUGUUACUGCAUGCAGCAGCACAGCAACUUGGUCUUCAGAAAGUGCCAGAAGAUAUAGCUCUCCGAACUGUAAGACAAGACAUACGGAUUGUUCAUGGGGCGGCUGUUUCAUUCUCCAUAACUGCUGUUACUCAGCCAGACAAAGUCUAUACUAUUGAAAAAGCUUUCACGGCCAAAGAACUGAACCUUGCAAAACAUACUUACCCUGUUAAACUACUGCAAAGGAAAUACAGACACCUGCAAGGUCUGCCUAUUCCCCCACUGCAACAGGCUCAACCACUCUUACUCAUUGGCUCAGAUUAUCCACAUCUGAUCACGGCCAUAGAACCAGUGCGCCUCGGACCACCUGGCGGUCCUGCUGCAGUGAAAACAAGGCUUGGGUGGACAUUACAGGGCCCCUCAAAAUUCCUUGUCAACCAGCUCUCUCCGCAGCAGUGUCUAUUCACAUCUGUUUUGUCUCCAGAAGCAGAACUUUUCAAUAAUGUACAGAAGCUGUGGCAAAUGGACACCCUACCAUAUAAGAGUGAAAAGCUGAUUACAAGAUCAAGGCAGGAUGCGGAGGCGGUAAAAAUGCUAGAGGAAAAAACAGUCAGGGUGACUGUUGGAGACUGUCAAAGGUAUGCUACACCACUUCUCUGGAAGAGAAAUCUCCCACCAUUGCAAGCCUCCAAAGAUGCAGUAACAGCACAUCUAAGAAGCACAGAGAAACGCCUUUUACAGAAAACAGAUCUUGCAACUGUAUACAAUAAUGAAGUGCAGAAGCUUGAGAAUGCAGGCUACACCUCUAAGCUGACACCAGAGGAGAUAGAGAAAAGCCAUGGUGCAUGGUACAUACCACAUCACAUUGUUCACCAUAAUGAAAAGCCCAGAAUUGUCUUUAACUGUUCGUUUAAACACAAAGGAACAAGUCUGAAUGAUCAUCUUCUCCCAGGCCCAACGCUCGGACCAAGCCUUUUAGGAGUACUUUUGCGCUUCAGAGAAAACACAGUUGCAAUUAGCAGUGAUGUGAAAGGAAUGUUCCACCAGGUGCGUUUACUGGAGGAAGACAAGCCCUUUCUUCGUUUUCUAUGGAGAGACCUGGAACUGGAAAGACAACCAGACAUUUAUGAAUGGCAAGUUUUGCCUUUUGGCACAGUCUGCAGCCCCUGCUGUGCAACCUUCGCCUUGCAGAACCAUGUCUUCAACUACAGCAAACCCGCAGAAGAUGUGCGCUUAUCUGUAGAACAUAACUUCUACGUAGACAACUGGUUGCAAAGUUUCCCAUCAACAGCUGAAGCACAGACGCUUGUAACUAAGAUGCAGGUUCUCCUAUCAGAAGGUGGCUUUGAAUUGAGGCAGUGGGCUACUAACACUCCGUCUGUCAUUGCUCAUUUACCUGAUGAGCUAAAAUCUGCAAACAGUCACCUGUGGUUCACUCAAAGUGGAGAAGACCCACAAGAAAUGACUCUGGGCCUAAGAUGGCAGUGCUCUUCAGAUGUUCUCGGUUACAGAUCCAAACAAGAGUAUAAUUCUGUGAUAACACUGAGGAACAUAUACAAGACCCUCGCCAGUCAAUAUGACCCAUUAGGUUUCCUAAUCCCAUUCACGACAAGAGCAAAAAUCAUUGUUCAACGGCUGUGGGACAAGAAACGCGAAUGGGAUGAUCCAGAUAUUCCCAAGGAUUUACUUCAAGCUUGGUCGACUUGGCAGAGUGAGUUGUCACAGCUACCACAUAUUACAUUCCCAAGAUGUUACACCAAACCAGAUAUGGACCUAUCUGGUAGCAAACGAACCAUUCACAUAUUCUGUGACGCUUCAGAACGUGCAUAUGGCUCUGUAGCAUACCUCGGCACAAGUGAUGGUAAUGGUGAGACCCAAGUUUCAUUUGUUGCUGCGAGAUCAAGAGUGGCGCCAAAGCGACAACAGUCUAUACCAAGACUCGAACUCUGUGCUGCUCUAACGGGUGCUCAGCUGGCAGCUACUCUAAGAAAAGAACUGACCAUCAAAAUUGAUCAAGAGGUAUACUGGACCGAUUCCACAACUGUAUUAACUUGGCUCCACUCUGAUUCAUGCAGUUACAAGGUAUUCGUUGGAACACGUGUGGCUGAAAUACAAGACCUUACAGACCCAAAGGCCUGGCGCUAUGUCAAUUCAGAGUUAAACCCGGCAGAUGAUAUUACACGAGGACUCGCUCUCUCUAAACUCAUAGAGCAAAACAGAUGGAAUCAGGGCCCACAGUUCUUAACUCAGCCAGCCAGUAAAUGGCCCAAACAGCCACUCGAUGCAGCCUGUGAUGACACCCAAGAACGUCGGAAUUCUACUUUUUGUGGAAUUUUAUCCUCCAAUCAGACAAACAUCCCAGAUAUAUCUCAGUACCACUCACUUCAAGAUCUGAUUAAGGCUACCGCUAUCUCAUUGCACGGGGCGGCAGACGGAUCAAAUGAGCUAUCUGUGGAUGACUAUUCACAAGCUGAAUUGGAACUACUGAGACAAGCUCAGAUUGAAAGCUUUCCCGAAGAAACAGCGCAGCUUCAGUCAGGCAAAUCAUUAUCUCACUCUAGUCGUCUUCUGACUUUAGCCCCAGAAUACGAUCACAAAGCCAAAUUAAUAAGAGUUGGGGGACGCCUUCGUCGAUGUGAUGACCUGGACUCAAAUACUAUCCAUCCUAUCGUCAUGAAUCCUGCUCACCCACUCUCCAAACUUUUGAUCCAACAUUAUGACAACCUUCUUCUACAUCCAGGACCCGAACGGGUGUUUGCAGAAAUAAGGCGAAAAUAUUGGAUCCUAAGAGGCAGAGAGGCAGUUAAAAGGCAUCAGAGCAAAUGCUUUGAAUGUAAAAAAUGGCGAGGCAAGCCAGAAAUACCCAGGAUGGCAGAUCUUCCACCGUCUAACCUUAGACUGUUUCGUCCAGCUUUUUACUCGACAGGCAUUGACUGUUUCGGCCCCUUCCAAGUUAAGUUUGGACGCAGAUGUGAGAAACGCUGGGGAAUACUAUACAAAUGUCUUACUACCAAAGCUGUUCAUAUUGAACUUCUAUCAUCCCUUGAUUCUGACUCUUUCCUCAUGUCAUUAAGACGAUUCAUAGCCCGUAGAGGAAAACCACACGAAAUUCUUUCUGAUCAUGGUACAAAUUUCAAGGGAGGUAACACAGAACUUCAGAAUGCCUUCAAUGCACUUCAGCCAUCCUUGAAAGAGCAUCUGGAUUCUCAACAGAUACAUUUCCGUCUAAAUCCACCAAAUGCACCACAUUUCGGAGGAUCGUGGGAAAGAGAUGUUAAGUCUAUCAAGACGGCACUGCGUACAUCUCUUGGUUCACAAUCAGUGCCAGAGGAAGUACUAACUACCGUACUUGUGGAAAUAGAAGGAAUACUGAAUUCCCGACCUCUGGGGUACGUCUCUUCAGAUGUUGCCGAUAUAGACCCUGUAACACCUAAUUCUCUCCUCAUGGGACGUCUAAGUUCUGCCUUACCCCAAGUCGUCUAUCCGGAGUCAGAAAUUCUCAGUCGUAAGAGAUGGCGUCACAGCCAGAUUCUGAUCGAGAACUUUUGGAAAUGCUUUAUACGAUAUUACCUCCCAGACCUACAACAACGACAGAAAUGGCAGAAAGAAUCGGAAAACCUUCAAACUGAUGAAGUUGUGAUGAUUGUGGAUCAACAAUCACCGAGAGCCCUAUGGCAAGUUGGUACUGUGACCAAAGUCAUUCCUGGACAGGAUGGACGAGUUCGUUCAGCAAUAGUAAAGGUUAAAGAUAAAAGUUACACAAGGCCUGUGGCUCGCCUUAUUAAACUGCCGGCUCUUCCAACUAAUGGUAACAAAGACUAAUUGGCCUUUUCAAUAUUCACAAAUUUGUUAAACAAAUUAGGGGGCGGCUGUACAAAAGGCCACACUUUAAUGACAAUGGCGCCCUCUGCUGGACAUUUUAUGUUACUUAACAUGUGUUCUAAUAUGUGUUAACCACAUGACUUAAACUCGUCAUUUCAUUGGUAGACGUUAACUAAACUAUAUCGUUCAUGUUCGGACAUGUCUAAAAGCUAGAAAGUUCGCACAAGUUGUUGUCUAUCGUGGUUGGCUGCUAUCUGGUCCAUUCCUAACAGUUGUUAAUAUUGUGUGCGUACAUUUAAAAAAACCACACACAUAUAUACUCAUCUGUACCUAUUGGAAUUGGAAACAGUAAAGUUGUUUAAUAAGGACAUGGACCGAGUGAUUUAUUGUUCUGUCUGAACAUUCUGCAGCGGUUGCCAUACAAUUUAAACGGCACCUUUUCAC